Molecule: messenger RNA, 2829 nt
Organism: Trichoderma aggressivum f. europaeum
Lineage: Eukaryota; Fungi; Ascomycota; Sordariomycetes; Hypocreales; Hypocreaceae
Exons: 5
Coding region: 1-2829 (942 amino acids)
Biological process (GO): phosphate ion transport; cellular response to phosphate starvation
Cellular component (GO): Golgi apparatus; plasma membrane; cytoplasm
Molecular function (GO): inositol hexakisphosphate binding
Source: RefSeq, a predicted model, not a curated record
AUGAAGUUCGCAAAGGAGCUCGAGCGCGAGGCAGUUCCUGAAUGGCGAAUCAAGUAUCUCAAUUACAAGGCGGGCAAGAAAUACGUCAAAGCUGUCGCCUCUGCCAUCCAGAGAACUUCCAGCUCUACACCUCGACUUCGUAGUUCACGCCGCACCCCGACCUUUUUCUCAAUAGCAGGGCCACAUACGGAGCCUUCUCCCAAACCGUCUUCUCGAUUCGAAAAUUCUCGGCCGUCUGAUGAUGCCCCCAAAAGCUCGAGAUGGCAUGGCCAAUCGGAACCGGUCGCCAUCGCAGAGCAGACGGAAGAUGAAGCCUUGAACAGCAAUGGUAACAGUGUGGGGUAUGGAAGCUUCGUACCGACACCCCCUGCGGACCCUCAGUCACUAUCACUUCGUCUCCAAGGCGAUGAUGACGAAGAACAACAGGAUGGCCGGUACAAGGACCAAAACGGCAAGCAGAGUGACAACCAGGGCGAUGGCGACGACGACGAAUUCGAGCUCCCUGCCCCUGCCAUUUAUACAACGACAUCAUCUCCUGGUGCCAAACAGUCGUUCAGUCCUGGAAAUAAAAGUGCUCGCUUCAAUUUCCACCGGUCAAACUCGUCGGGCCCCUUCAGCUCUGGAACGCUACAGACUUUGGUACCGACAGACACCGCCGAUGAUAGACUUCGCCGCAUCUUUUCUAGCGCGAGGGAAUCCGCUCGAAUAACGGGCCUUCCACGCCAGAGCCUUGACCUUGUUCGGGAGCGAGAACAACAGUUUUACUCAUUCCUCGACUCCGAGCUGGAAAAGGUGGAGACCUUUUACAAGAAGAACGAGGAUCGAGCUGGCCAGCGGUUGGCCAUGCUGCGACAACAGCUUCAUGAGAUGCGCAACCGGCGAAUUCAGGAGAUAAACAACGAGAGGACAAAUCGCUCACUUUCUGGGGCCUCGAAUCAACAAUCUGGCGAAGGCAACCCUGACAAGGCGAGUGCCUGGAUAAAUCCGUUGAAGAAUAAGAUCUUCCCGCCCGGACCAAAUUCGAAAAAUUUCCAGGAUAUGCCUCGUACACCACAUCUAACGGCCGGUAACAGGGCCCAGGCCGAUCGUAUGGACUAUGUGCGGCGACCAGUAGAAGACGAGGUGGCAUAUCGCACAGCAAAAAGAAAGCUGAAGCUGGCGAUGCAAGAGUUCUAUCGCGGCCUGGAAUUGCUCAAAUCAUAUGCCAUGCUUAACCGCACGGCCUUUCGAAAACUCAAUAAGAAGUAUGACAAAGUUGUCAACGCUCGACCUCCUAUGCGCUACAUGAAUGAAAAGGUCAAAAAGGCUUGGUUUGUCAAUAGCGAUGUUCUGGAAGGUCACAUCAAAUCUGUCGAAGAUCUCUACGCGAGGUACUUUGAGCGUGGGAAUCAAAAGCUUGCGGUGGGCAAGCUGCGAAAGCUGCACAGAAAGCCCAAGGAUGAGUCUGGAAGCUCGUUCCUUAACGGCAUCCUCAUCGGCACGGGAGCUGUAUUCAGCAUCCAAGGUCUCGUUUAUGGCACUCAGCUGCUAGAUGACAAUGAUCCGACAUUGAGUCUUCAAACAAGCUAUCUGUUGCAGCUAUAUGGCGGCUAUUUCCUUAUGCUCAUGCUUUUCUCCCUCUUCUGCAUCAACUGCUCCAUUUGGCUGCGGAACAGGGUGAAUUACCCCUUUAUUUUUGAAUUUGACCAGCGAAGUCAGCUUGAUUGGCGUCAGCUCUCUGAAUUCCCUUCAGCAUUGCUUUUGCUUUUUGGCGUCAUCAUGUGGGCCAACUUUAGCAGAUACGGGGGGGAUGCCAUGUAUCUAUAUUACCCCGUUCUUUUGGUUGGCCUAACUGUCGUUGUUAUUUUAUUCCCUGCUCCUGUGCUUGCACAUAAGAGCCGCAGAUGGCUUGCAUAUUCACAUUGGCGUCUUCUCUUGUCUGGACUUUAUCCUGUGGAGUUUCGUGAUUUUUUCCUUGGGGACAUGUAUUGUUCUUUGACAUAUUCGAUGGCAAACAUCGAACUGUUCUUUUGCUUGUAUGCCAACCAUUGGGAUAAUCCUGGGCAGUGCAACUCGACCAGCUCCCGCUUGCUCGGAUUCCUAACUACACUCCCGGCAAUAUGGCGCUUUCUCCAGUCUAUCUGGGAUCUGUUUAUGGAUUUCUCUCUGCUUCAGCCUCAGAGCCGACAUACUGCUCUCCGUGAUAUUCUCGCUUUGAAGCACCGCUGGAUCUAUUACAUCAUUAUGAUUGUCGACCCUAUACUCAGAUUCUCGUGGAUCUUCUAUGCCAUCUUCGCCCACGAUUCGCAGCAUUCUACUAUUGUCUCGUUCAUGGUUAGCUUCAUGGAAGUCUUCCGUCGAGGCAUAUGGUCGCUCCUGCGUGUAGAAAACGAGCACUGCGCCAACGUAGCGCAGUACAAGGCUUCUCGCGAUGUUCCUCUCCCCUAUCACAUCGAGCCCCUGCUGGAGCGCGCCAGCGUCGAAUCCAGCCCGAUAAUAUCGCCGGAAGAGGAGCGCCAGACGGAGCCACAGCCACCACGGCCGCAGCCUGCCGAACACCCCAGCUUCUAUGACUCUGCCGCCUCUACUGCCGUUGCCGGCCGUCCGAGCGGCAGCCUUCGGCGCCGCACCGACCCCGUUCCUUCUCCCAUCCAUCGAAGCUUCUCUAAGAUCUUGGCAGAGGCGCAUAAGCAGGAUUUUGAGAAGAAGCGGAAGCCUGACGACGGGGCUGGGGAUGCGGCUGGUGUAGUUGGCCAAAGCGACGAUUUUGACGAUGACGAUGACGAAGAUGAAGAUGAUGCCGGCAGCUUGUCGGAAAUGCGACCCCAGAAUAGCGGGAACGCAGCUUAA